Megalops cyprinoides (Indo-Pacific tarpon) is the source of this 1875-nucleotide messenger RNA. RefSeq lists its product as uncharacterized. Lineage: Eukaryota; Metazoa; Chordata; Actinopteri; Elopiformes; Megalopidae. Bases 447 to 1718 code for a protein of 423 amino acids. The record is from RefSeq and is a predicted model, not a curated record. Gene Ontology annotation, molecular function: damaged DNA binding. Gene Ontology annotation, biological process: single strand break repair; base-excision repair. Gene Ontology annotation, cellular component: nucleus. The transcript has 9 exons.
UCCAGCAUGGGUAUAAUAGAUAGUGAUAAUGAUGCAUUCAAAUAAUAGUGGUUCUCGUCCAUAUUUUACAGGUACUUCUAUACUAAAAUUUAAUAGCCUACUGUAAGUGUUUGGUAUCAAAACUACGUUUCCCACAAUUCUUUCUUUCAAAACGCAGGGUAAAGGGAAGUGGCUGAAGACUGGUGUGGCGGGAGAUAGAAACAUCAGGGAUGUGUGAAUAUGGAAAUGUAUUCAACGUUAGUUAUCAUAAUUUCCUAGCUUGAUCACACAGUACAGACACCAUGUAAUUGUAACGUUACCGACAUAUGGGAUUGAAGGUAGUGUUAUUUACGUAGAUGCAACUAAACUUAGUUGGUGUUGGUUGGUAACAGUUCUACAAAUUUCACUGAUUAGCUAGUCAGCUAACCGGCUAUUUGUACUCCUAAAGACAUUCUGGAUCUACACUUAUGGCUCCCGUGAAAAUUAAACACGUCGUUUCUUUCACUUCUCAGGACCCAAAGCAUUGUGUGGAGAACCUUUGCGCUGUCGAGUGCACGAAACCUUGGUUAUGCAGUCCGCAAGAUCGGAGUGGCGUUCUGAAGGCUGAGCUGCAAAUGGAACGCGCCACACAGAUCGGAUACAUCGAUGUAGGCAACUGUGGAUCCGCCUUUAUUCAGGUAGAUGUAGGACGCUCCUCUUGGUCUGUGGACCAGCCCUACGUCACACUGUUGCCAACAGCAACGCUGAUGAGUCCUGCGGAGUCCAGAGAGGGAAGGGGUCAAACAGGUGUCCGAAUGUUCAAGAGAUCGGACUUCCUGUCCACACGCGCUGAUGAGCUCUGGGACCGUGUUCGAGUCACAUGCAGUCAGCCCUUCAACAGGCGCGCUCAGUUCGGCCUCUCUUUCCUGCGCAUCCGAAGUCCCACGGAGGAUGGCGAGGGAGGGGGCGAGCUGCAAGGAGAGGGGUCUGACAGCCAGUUAUUGCCAGAGCAACAAACGUCGAAGGUGAGGGAGUGGCUGUCCAGCCCGGCUGUCCAGAAGACCUUCUUUGGAAGAGGAGCAAGGGAGGAUUCCCCAGAGGUCACCCAGAAAGGUGGGGCGUUCAAGGGCUGUCGGGGCAGUGGGGCAGGUCUGAGCAGAACAGCUCUCAUGGUCAUCACAGCUGCCCAGUCCGGUAGGUGCUCCCUUCCUGCACUUUCCAGCUGCACUUCCUCCAGUCCCCAGCAACACACCAAGGCCACACAUCCUACCAGAGAGCGGGGCAGCUGCACUGGUGGCAAGGCUGACAUUACUAUGGAACCUGGCAAGAAAAAGACAAGCAGACAGAUGAAAAGAAAGCCAGAUUCAAAAAUUAGGCCACAGGCUCACAGCGCCACCUCCUGGAAGAGGGUCAAACCUUCAGCUUGUGAGCAGUCUCCCAUUAUUAGCCCCCCAUGCUCGUCCACAGACUACAGUGCAUCAGGGGACCCUGAAACCUGCUGCCCCUUAUGUGGAGGGAACUUCAGCUCUGACUACUUGCCCCUGCAUGCCUCUUCCUGCGAGGGGAACGAGUCAGACACAUCAUUGGGCGUGGUGGAGCUGAGCUUCACCCCGCCCCCUGCCCCUGACCUUGCCUCCAGUGCAGAGGAGGAGCUGGUCCCCUGCCCGCUGUGUUCCUUCAGGUACCCUGUCUCCCGGAUCCAGCAGCAUGCCAGCAGCUGUGGGGAUGUGGAGGAACCCGAAUGGAUGUGGGCGAGUUGACUCUCCCUCUGGAUGGGGCUCAUCGCCUCGCCUCACUUUUGCGGCUCAUUCUGAUGCAGCUAUUAAUGUUGGGGACGUCGCCCCCACCACCUGGGGGACAGUAAUUACAGGACUCACUGAUGCCUCCUCCCUGAGACUCACAUUGGACUCAGUUAUU